Molecule: messenger RNA, 1304 nt
Organism: Lingula anatina
Lineage: Eukaryota; Metazoa; Brachiopoda; Lingulata; Lingulida; Lingulidae
Product: small ribosomal subunit protein mS35
Biological process (GO): mitochondrial translation
Cellular component (GO): mitochondrial small ribosomal subunit
Molecular function (GO): structural constituent of ribosome
Source: RefSeq, a predicted model, not a curated record
AAUCUCGUUACACUGCGAGAUUAAGUACCAACAUGGCGUGCAACAUGCGAGUGUGUCAAUUUAACAAUAUUUUUUCGUCCACUCCUACUUUAAAACGAGUAGGAACAUGCGUUCCACGUCGUUCUGUCAGAACAGUACCGAGAAAGAUAGGCAUAGCACAUAAAUUACAACUGAAAGACGAGCGAGGAGAUCAAUUUAAACCCGAGAAAAAGCCACUUUUGAGAGAUAUCUUGGCUCCCCCCGUUGGCCCAGGGAUCAUUGAAGAAACAAGGAAAUCAAAACCACCAUUAGAAAAAGUGGACAUUGCAAAAACUCUUACCCGGGCGGAUGUUAUAGGGUUAAUGCAGGAAAGCCCAACCAGUGCAGAAAGGAUGUCCAAUGACAAAGAUUGGACAAAAGUAUGGCCGACUGCUGCAACUUUUAAUUGGACUAAGUUUCCAGUCUCUGUAACACAAGGCGUGAAGGUGAUGAAAAGAGAUAACCCAAGAAUGUUUGAAAAAGAUGUAUCUUUAGAAUUGAUGAAAAUUCCAAAUUUCUUGCACUUGACUGAUGCACACCUAGAUAAACACUGUAAUGCUUUACAAAAAUAUCUUUCAAAAUGGCCAUCUGAACUGUCGUCAAGUUUGGCAAUUGCCCAGCACUUCCCAGUGGAAAUAAUCACUGAGGACUAUGUGAGAAGCAGUCCAUCUAUAAGGGAGCCGAAGUCCAGGAUUGUCACGUUGAAGGUCCGGGUAGGAUCCUUACAGUUAAAUGCACGGGCAAGAGACAAGCUGAUCAGAUUAGCCAAAGAUAGAUAUAAUGCAAAAACAGAUUUGCUAACAAUAGUGGGAGAUAGAUGUCCAAGAAGAAAACAGAAUGAAGAUUAUGUAAAAUACCUUUUGACUGCUUUGUACAUGGAGUGUAGGGAGAUCCAGCAGUACAAAGAAGUGCUGGCUGAAUUACAUGAGACCGAAUCCCAAGAACUUUAUGACAAAUAUAGAGAAAGUGUCAUCAAAGUAUUAGGAAUUAAGGCUGCCUCAUCUGGAAGUUGACUUAUGUUUUUUUUUUUUUUGAUUCUGUAAAAGUUAAUGAGAUCUGGAAUAUGGAAAAGCAAGUCUCAGAUUUUUCAGAAGACUGCUACAUUACAUAUGAAACAUGGGGGAUUACCUUAAUAUAAGUUACUGAUAAAACUUUGUAGUCCUUGCAUUUAUAAUGUAUAUUGCAGCUACAGUGAAAGUUUUCCAAAAGUAUUUUAUAAAAUAAUGUUCCUUCCAAUAGUGUAAUUUUGUAAUAUGUAAAAAAAAGAUAAAAUGUUUAGAAAAUUA